Molecule: messenger RNA, 7191 nt
Organism: Plutella xylostella (diamondback moth)
Lineage: Eukaryota; Metazoa; Arthropoda; Insecta; Lepidoptera; Plutellidae
Source: RefSeq, a predicted model, not a curated record
CUGAACCCAAAUCCACCGAACCGGAAAAGCCACUCAUAAUUAUUUCCACAAUUAUGCGUAGUCACACUUCAAUCUAUCUCCUUGUUUGUACAGAUCGCCCUCCUGUUGACUGUACCGCCCUUACCCGACUGUAUCCGUCUGAUUGCGAUACAUAUUUACAUUUCCAGUUAAUGUGUCCGUCAGAGUAGAAGCUAACGUUUGGUUUUAGUGCAUUUUUAAUUGAUUUGCAUUGUUUGGUUAAGUAUGCGGCUAUUUUCUUACCAGUGUAUGUGUUCAUUUCAUUUUCGUUUUAAAUAAUUAUUGUUCGAUCUUUUUCAUCCUAUAGGAACAACACCUAGUCAAGUUUCCAAAUACCAAUACCUACAUAAGUACCAGUAACUCUAGUCAUCAUAACGACUACAACAAAAACAGUGCAUUCAAAAGUGAGUGUUUGCAAAUCGAAUCGAAACAAAAACAAUGACCAAUUACGCAUUCUAAAUUUGAAUUUUAAAAAGUGCGCGGUGUGGUCUAGUUAAGGCGAAGUCACAUGUUGUGCGUUGACGGCGGAUGGUGGGGUGCGGCUCACCUAUGACGAAUAACAACAACGGAGUGAACGGCGAGGGCGCGGCCGGAGAGCCCGGGGUCGACAUGGAUUCGCUCGAGGAGAUGCUCAGAAAGCUCUCAGAGCUCGAACAACGAGUCCUGGAGGCGGAAGGCCGGGCCGAAGAAGCCGAAGACAAGGUCCGCGCCAUGGAGCAGCGGCUGUGCGAUUGGCCGGCGGGCACUGACGGUGCUCCGCGCGCCAUCUCGCGUCUCGAGGGACAGAUCGAGGAGCAAAAGCAGCUGCGCCUGCAAGACGCGAAGCAGGUGGAGGCGAAGGCGGCGCGGAUCAAGGAGUGGGUCACGAACAAGCUGCGCGAGCUCGAGCAGCAGAACCAGCAGCUGAGGGAGCAGAACGACCGCUGCAACCAGCAGUUGGAGCUGCUGAGGAACCAUAUAGCCGCGCAGGGGACUAGGAACUCUGCGUUUCUACCGUCUCGAGCGAGCCUGUCUCUCGAAGUGAGGGAGGACGGCCCUCGAGCCACCUCCAGCUUGGCGGCUAACCGACGCCGGUCGGAGAGCCUCGAAGGGCCACAGCUACCACUAAACUCCACGGAACCCCACUACAGCACCCCGGUGCGGCACAGACGGAACCUGUCCAUCGGGACCACAAACUUGACCACCACCCCGCCAGCUAAUCCAGUCAACCUCAACACCAUGAAUAGAACCAUGGAUGAACGGACCACGGCCAGUUUACUGGCUGACGAUUUGGCUGCCGCAGUAGAAAACCUAGUAGUACUACCGACGACCCCCGCCACAUCGACCGAUGGUGACACGACCCACGACUACGCAGAAAUAUACACGCCUAGCAGAGAGCGCACUCCAGCCUGGUCGGAGGCGGGCGUGGUGGUGCAGGGCUCGCGCGGGUCUAGCGAGGAGAGCGUGGGAGACCCCCGGCGGCCCCCCACGCCGCCGCUGCACCGCCUGCCGAGCUGGGAGGCUAAGAUUUACCAGGUGGCAGACGACGGCCUGCAACAGUCAGUAGAAGAGCAAUUAGGCGAGGCGCCGAGCGCGCGGCCCGUGCACGAGUCGACUAGCUACCAGGACAUGUCCGUGCCCGUCUACGCCACGGUUAAGGGGCGCGCGAGUCAGAUCCGCUCGAUGCCGUUCACGGGCGAAUCGUCGGACGACUCGUCCGACGGCGAGGACUCGAUGGGCGUCACGGUGCACAACACGCCCAACCACGUCUUCACCGCACAACAAAUGCCUCUAUCCAUCAACAACGUGAACCUAACCUGCAUACUGCCGGCCAACAUGCAGGACACGCACGCACGCGCGUCCAGCACGCACUGCAGCUCGUCCGACGCUAGUUUAGGCGCCAGCAGUCCGUCCAAAAGUGUCAAUACCAGCUCCAGUCUGAGUCCAGCGAAGAGAUCGAGUAGCGGCUCACCGACCAGGCAUAAACAUACACACACAUCCUUCGAGUCCGGCAUGUCGGACGACUACGCGAUCCCGCCCGACGCCUUAUCCUGCGACACUAGCGCCUCCCCGUCGCUGCCGUCGCUCGGGCGCGCGCAACACGCGGACUCGCCGCGCCGCCACGACGCACUGGAGAAGAGCGGCCAUCUUGCCAAGCUGGGCGGGAAGCUCAAGACUUGGAGGAAGCGAUGGUUCGUGCUCAAAAACGGCACUCUCUCAUACUGGAAGUCGCAGUGGGACGUGGCGCGCAAGCCUGCGGGGCAGGUGGGGCUGGGCGAGGCGUGCCGCAUCUCCCGCAACGAGGGCGCCGCCACGUUCGAGAUCUACACGGGCGCGCGCACGUACUACCUCGCCGCCGACAGCGCCGCCGCCAUGGACGACUGGAUCCGGGUGCUGCAGAAUGUCCAACGCAGAAACGCAACCAAACUCCUACUAAGCAAAGAGGACAACAAGCCCACGAUCCAGGGCUGGUUGACCAAGGUCAAGAACGGCCACGCCAAGAAGAGCUGGUGUGUGCUCAUUGGCAAGAUGUUCCUGUACUUCAAGAGUCCGGGAGACCAGAACCCCAUAGGCCAGAUAAACAUGCGCGACGCGCGAGUAGAAGACGUAGAACAUUCAUCCGACUCCGACUCUGAGGAGAAAAGCGACGAGGCGCGCGGCCACCUCACCGCCGCCAUCUACCCGCAGCACCAGGUAACCGCGGGCCCAACCUACCUUCUCUUCGAGACCAAAGCCGACAAGGACGCGUGGCUGUACCAGCUGACGGUGGUGAGCGGCGGCGGCCUGCCGCAGGGCACGCACUUCGAGCAGCUGGUGCAGAAACUCAUGGAGACUGAUGGUGAUCCUAAUUGUGUGCUGUGGAGGCAUCCGACGUUGCUAUACUCUAAGGAAAAUAUAACUUCGCCACUGACAUCGCUCAACUCCGAAGCGUUACAGGCAGAAGCAUUGAAAUUAUUCAAGUGCGUCCAACUGUUCAUGUCAGUCUGCGUCGAGCAAGCGGGCAUAGACUAUCACGUAGUCCUCGCCCAAAACGCGCUGCAACAGUGUCUCGAAGUGCCCGAGCUUCAGGACGAACUAGUCGCCUGCCUCUGCCGCCAGACGGCGCCACACACGCACACCAAACACGGGGUCCAGGUAACCCCCACUAGGGUUAAAACCCCGAAACCCGGGGUCUCGACCCCGCUGUCGUUGCGACGGAAAGCGACCCCGUCGUUGCGAGAUAGCUUAACGCAGCCUAAAGCGAGCAAGCUUAAGAAUCAACUGCUACUCUGCGCCACCCAGUCGCUGUUCACUUGCGACUCGGCGGUGGCGGCGGCGGGCGGCGGCGAGGCCGACGGCGCCGCGCACGCCGCGGGCUCGCCCUCUUCUGUGCAGGCGCCAUUACUACCAGUGGACUGCAAGAGUAACCCCCCUACAUACAGCUUCGUGCAAGGCUGGCAAUUACUGGCUCUGGCUGUCAGCCUGUUUGUGCCGCGGAAUAACAGGCUUCUGUGGUAUUUGAAGCUGCAUCUUAGUCGCCAUGCGGAUACUAAGACGGAAUGCGGCAAAUACGCCGCCUACUGCGAGCGCGCCCUAGAGCGCAGCAUCCGCGUGGGCGGGCGGGAAGACAAGCCGUCCCGUAUGGAGGUCCUGUCGAUACUGCUGAAGAACCCCUACCACCACUGUCUGCCUCACGCCAUACCCGUGCACAUGUUGAAUAAUACUUAUCAGGUGAUAUCAUUCGACGGGUCCAGCACAGUGGAAGAGUUUCUCGCGACGCUGAGCUCCACAGUCGGCUGCCGCGACUGCGCCGCGUCGGGCUUCGCACUGUUCAGCGAUGACCCCAUCGAGAAGGAGCUCGAGCACCACAUACAGACGGAUAAGAAGCUAUGCGACGUGAUCUCCAAAUGGGAGACGGCGCUUCGGGAGAAGGGCUCGGGCAAGUUCGAGAACUCUCGCGUGAUCCGGCUCACCUUCCGCAAUAGACUCUACUUCAAGAGCUCCGUCCGGACUGAGACGGAUAAGGAGCGGCUGCUACUGUGCUACCAACUUAAUCAGCAAGUGGUGGCGGGUCGCUUCCCCGUGACUCGCGAGUUGGCGUGCGAACUCGGCGCCCUGAUGGCUCACAUCGAGCUGGGCGAGCCCUGCGCCACCCCGCAGCCGCUGGCCAGCCGCUUCUACCCCUUCCGGUAUAGAGCCGCACUGGGGAACCAUGACACUGAACUAGAAGAGAAGCUACGCGCGAAGUGGGCGGCGCUGAAGGGGCGCAGCGCGGCAGACUGCGUGCGCAUCUACCUCAACUGUACCAGGAAGUGGCCCUUCUUCGGAGCUAGCCUGUUUCAGGCUCAGAUAAAACAGCCAGACUUCUCCAUGGCGUGGCUAGCGGUCUCAGAAGAAGCGGUCACAGUUCUAGAGCUGUCCUCCAUGGCGGUCAUAGCCAAGUACCUGCUGAAGAACAUCACCGUGUUCGGAGGAGUGCAGGAUGAUCUGAUGAUGCUGAUUGAUUCUGAUGACUCGGCGCACGUGCAUAAGAUGCGGGUGUCGUUGAGUAAACCUAAGAUGGUGGAACUAACGCACCUAAUAGCGGACUACAAGAACGCACUGCGGCCGGGCGGGCCGGGCACCCCGCUCAUGAACUCACUAACGAGGAACGGCAGCCACCGCUCCAUCCGCAAACCAGCCUCGACCCUACCCCACUCCAGCCCCAGCACCCUGCCACACACCCACCAACUAUCGCAAUCUCAUCACACUCACAACACUGGACACAACACCCUAAACUCCCAUACCACGACAAUGACAUUGGGCUCUGACAGAAACGCAACGCUUACCCUAAGCUCGCACACCGGAUCCAACAGCUUCAACCAACAUGUCGAGGCAAGGGUACUCUCGCAUGGACAGCCAGAUAUCUUAAAAUCGACCCCGGAUCAUCAUAGAAGCGAUAAGAAACGGAACCACGUCCAAGACAGUAGUGUUGCGUGAUUGAAACUGUAAGUGUGCAUUUCUGAACGGUACUUUUCGUUUUAACAGUGUUUCCGAACGUGCUCAAUGAUGUGACAAUUUCCGGAUGCAUUAUUUUACCAUUCCAUAGACGAUGUCGGCUAGUUACUACUUCUAAAAUAUACCUCAUAUUUUGUAGCGUUACUUCAGACAGACAGGUUUUAAUAUUCGCUUUUGGUAUCUAAUAAGUAUAAGUUACUGUUAUUCGUAUUUUUUUCCACGGCCACUAAUGUUUAAUAAGCUAUUUAUGCAUCUAAGGGAUACAAGGCUUUGUAUGUAUAAUGUAUGGUAACUUUUAAAUGAAUGGAAUGCCAAUUUUAGAAGUAGCUUAACAUAAUACUACUUAGUUUAAACAAUAGUGUAGGUAUGGAUCAAUAGUUACUAUAAAGUCCACAAUUUAAAUAAAGCUUUUAACCAAUCGUUACUAAGUAUUUCUGGAAGUAUACAUAGGUGCUAAAAUUUAUAAUGAAUUAGCAAAGAGUUGAAAUAAUAAUCUCGGUUACCAAAGACAUCACAAAUCGAGCUUAAUGUAGCUACUUUGCAGACAAAAACUAGUUUAGAUAGCCUAACAGUCUAAACUUGUCAACAGAUAGGAAACACUUACCAAUGAUUUUCCGAUUGUUUUAAAAGUUUCAUUCUAUAUCUACCUGUUGACAAGUUGACCACUGAAAUCGCAGUGUUAGUAAAUGGUAGCAAAAGCAUUAGAGAAAAAGAACUGAGAAUCAAUAAAUUUCAUCACAAAAACUUCGACUGACUGCUAUUAGGAUCAACGAAGAAAAAUCUCAUAACUUAAAUACCUACUUAUUAAUGUUAUAAUAAUAAUUUUAUGUAAUUUUUACAUUAUAAUUUAAUUAAUCUUCGUACCAAAUAAAUGGAGCUUUUAAUUCACAUUUAUUUUUUAGUAAUUACCUACUUAAAUUAAUUUUAAAUGUAAAGCCUUACAAAUGUUACUAUUAAUUUCAUAUCAUAUUCACACUCCUGUAACUAUUUUCAUAUUAUUUAAGUGAAAUGGGGAACUGCCAACUAAUUAAAAUUGUCUUGAAUAAGAUCGUUAAAAUGUUGCGUAUAAUCUUUUUAAUAUCAAUAAAAAACAUACAAAAGAGUGUAGUUAGAGCUAGACUGUGGUGUAAAACGUUAUAUUAUUAUCCUUCUUUUGGCUGAAUACAGAGUUCUGUAUCUUACCUUUCAGUACCUUAAAUUCUAAUUAUUAUUCCAUAUUAUUCAUCUUUCGAACCUUCAGAACAGAAAAUUUACUUUUAUACAUACUUAUAAUUUACGAUAAAGUUUAACCUCUUGUCUUCUUUUACGCGCUGUAACUCGCAGUUUCUUUGGCGUUAAGUAUAUUAUACGGAUUAUACCUAUUACAGUUUCCACUGUAGAUGAAGGUAUGUCGAAAUUGAAAACCAUUCUUUUGAAGUCGCCUUUUGAUUGCACUCUUGGUCCGUAUUAUCUUAUUUAACCGGUUUUAUAAUAAACAAUUAUACAUUGUUUAGAAAUACUUAAACCGGAAUUAUAGAAAGACUAGCGGUCAAUUUACUAUGUCCUAUAUUACAAUAGUGAUUAAAAAUGAUAUUUCGAUUGCACUUUUUACAUAACACUAACUGUUUAUAUAAUUGUGUAUAGAAUAUUAAUGUAAAAUAUACAAAUUGAUGUAACGAUUUAAUUUAAAUUACGAAUUUAAUUUGAGCGACGGAUUUAUUUAAUGUUUCAGGUUUAUUGUGAAUUAAUUAAAUUAAUACUUAUUUAUAAUACAAUUUUUUAAGCGUAUUGGCUUAGUUUUGUUUUGUUGUGAGUUUAAUUAUAUUUUUAAAAAUUGAUUAAUUCGUAGAUUUAAAGAUUAAAAUGGGAACAAAUUCGUCCUCUUUUUGUUAACAGCCGGCCUAAUAUAAAAGACUUAGGCGACUAUAUAGGCCUAACUUUUAUUUAUAAUCCUUGGAUCUGAUUUUACUAGUUUUUAUUGUUUGACAAUGCGAGUAAUAAAACAUCGUGUAUAAUUUAAAAUUUGUUUUAUUUCAGGCAAUCCUACAUCUUUGAGUCCUUUCAUAGUUUUUAUACAAUAUAAGUAAUAUUAAGUACAUUCACAAGGGUCGGCUCAACAAUGUGAAGACUUGUAGAAGCCACCCGGUCAUUUGGUGAGUAAAAACUCUUCCUCUUUUACAUCCAGCGCUUUUAAUAUGGACGCCGUAUCGAAGGGCACACCUGAAACACAUAUUUCCA